UUUGAAACCUAUCAACAUUUUAACUUAAUGGCAAUUCACCGUUUUGUAUUGUUAGUUAGUUUGAGUCUGGUGUUGUUUGGUCUACAAACGGCCGUGUCACAGCGACAACAACAGUCACAAGUCCCAUGUUUAUACAUCUUUGGUGACUCCUUGGUCGAUAACGGAAACAAUAACAGGCUGCUUUCUCUUGCGAGGGCUAAUUACCGGCCUUAUGGCAUCGACUUUCCCCAGGGUGCAACCGGAAGAUUCACCAAUGGUCGCACCUACGUUGAUGCUCUUGCUCAAAUUCUUGGAUUUCGGACUUACAUUCCACCAUACUCCAGGAUUCGUGGCCAGGCUUUGCUAAGAGGUGCGAAUUUCGCAUCGGGUGCGGCCGGCAUUAGAGAUGAGACCGGUGACAACUUGGGUGCGCAUACUUCUAUGAACCAGCAGGUCAAUUCUUACACAAACGCGGUUCAACAAAUGCUUCAAUACUUCAGAGGAGACACAAAUGAGCUCCAAAGAUACUUAAGCCGUUGCAUUUUCUAUUCGGGAAUGGGUAGUAACGAUUACCUCAACAAUUACUUCAUGCCUGACUUUUACUCAACCAGUACCGAUUUCAAUGACAAAACCUAUGCCGAGUCCCUCAUAAAAAACUACACACAACAGCUCACUCGGUUGUACCAAUUUGGAGCCCGGAAAGUGAUCGUGACCGCAGUGGGACAAAUCGGGUGCAUACCUUAUGAGCUAGCCCGCUAUAAUAACCGCAACAACAGCACAGGCAGGUGCAAUGACAAGAUUAACAAUGCAAUUGCGUUGUUCAACUCUCAGCUCAAGAAACUAGUUGAUCGUUUCAACAAUGGUCAAUUGCAAGGAGCCAAGUUUGUUUACCUUGAUACCUACAAGAGCACUUCAGAUCUUGCUGCCAAUGGAGCCGCUUACGGAUUUCAGGUGGUGGACAAAGGUUGUUGUGGGGUGGGGAGGAACAAUGGUCAGAUAACGUGUUUACCCCUGCAGCAGCCGUGCAGUGACCGGACCAAGUAUCUCUUUUGGGAUGCGUUUCACCCGACAGAGACGGCUAACAUAUUGCUGGCCAAGUCUAAUUUCAACUCUCGAGCUUACGCUUACCCCAUUAACAUUCAAGAACUAGCCAAUCUUUGAAUAAAGGAGAUCUUGAUAUGAGCUUGCUUGUAUGCUGUGUUUCUUCACUUAUAUAUUUCUUUGAAAUAACUAUGAAUUUUCUUUGUUUUGUAUUGUUCCUCUUAUUUUCAGCUAUAUGUAUGUCUCAAGCUAAUUGCAAAUUGUUAGCCACAUGAUGUAUCAAAGUUGUCAUAUUAUGUACAUCUACAACUACAGUUCUUUCUU
Messenger RNA from Raphanus sativus (radish), 1344 nucleotides. Its product is annotated as GDSL esterase/lipase At1g33811. NCBI's taxonomy places the organism in Eukaryota, Viridiplantae, Streptophyta, Magnoliopsida, Brassicales, Brassicaceae. The record is from RefSeq and is a predicted model, not a curated record. Gene Ontology annotation, molecular function: hydrolase activity, acting on ester bonds. The coding region runs from base 28 to 1140 and encodes 370 amino acids. The transcript is spliced from 6 exons.